AUGAACUUCUACACCAUCUUCAACUUGUUUGCCCUUCUCGCCAUGUGUUUGGCGCAGAAGAGAGCAGACGACGACAAGCCCACCACCACCUCGCAGACCAGUGUGUAUGUGACGGUAACAGUCAACGGGAAGGCCACUGUUGUGCAGACAGUGUACUCGCAGACCUUCAUUUCCACCUACGAGAGUGCCACCGGCGCCGUGCCCUCGGGGGCUGUCGGUAUGGGCUCGUUGAGUGGGUCGGUCGGGGGUGUCCGUUCGUACUCACAGACCACUGUGGGCCAGGCUAACGCUGCUGCUGGCUUGUGGAGGCCAGAGAACAUGUAUGCUGGAGCAUUUGGGUUCGCCUUCUUGUUGAUCGGGGGAUUGCUCUAG
Messenger RNA from Suhomyces tanzawaensis NRRL Y-17324, 372 nucleotides. RefSeq names its product Pga1p (gene PGA1). Bases 1 to 372 code for a protein of 123 amino acids. Gene Ontology annotation, biological process: fungal-type cell wall organization. The transcript has a single exon. The record is from RefSeq and is a predicted model, not a curated record. Lineage: Eukaryota; Fungi; Ascomycota; Pichiomycetes; Serinales; Debaryomycetaceae.